Messenger RNA from Rhizophagus irregularis DAOM 181602=DAOM 197198, 3237 nucleotides. RefSeq lists its product as uncharacterized. The record is from RefSeq and is a predicted model, not a curated record. Lineage: Eukaryota; Fungi; Glomeromycota; Glomeromycetes; Glomerales; Glomeraceae.
AAUGACGCGUCAAAUAAUUUCAUACAUUAAAAUAACAUUUCUAUUUAUAACUGUACUUCUCACCUUCUUCGCUAAUAGCAUUUAUUCAGCUCGCACGAUAAAACUAGAUGACAAUUCAUCAGGUGUACCAUUGUAUCCAGUUGAUACAGUAACUUUUCAGAAAUCUUCAAUAUUAACCACUCGUUUAACAACCAAUUGUCCUCAAGGAGGAGGUCCGAAUUCAUUGAACUUGUUCUCGUUGAGAUCAUUGUACCCUAAUGGAACUAUACAAAGUUCAACUGUAUUUUAUAGUGAUUCGUUUUCAGUAUAUAAUUUUUGUCCUCUUGAUAGAAUAAGUUUAUUUGCUUUACCUGAUAACAUUCUGUUUAUAAGUUAUUUGAGGGAGGAAGCCAUCAAUCAAGUAAGAUUUAUGGGUAUGACUACAACGUUAGAUGGAACAAUAAUUGAACCUGAAGUGGAAUUGAGCGACAUAAUGAGUUUGGAUAUAAAGAGUAUAUCAUCAUUUCCAUAUUUAUCAAAAAUAACAAUUAAGACAAACCAAGCAAACUCUGAUACGGAAAGUGGGGCAUUAUUAUUUACAAUAACAUAUAAUAAUCUUAGUAUAAAUUGGAGAAAAUUUGAUUGGGAUCAUAUAGGAAGGAGAUUGUCUAAUAUGUCAGAGGGGGUUAUUACGCCUGUGGUGCCAUCAUCAGAACAGUAUAGAAUAGUUUCAUUUCAAACAUUUGGAACAUUAGAUGGUGGAUUUGGAUUAGCAUAUUCCAUUCACUCAAUAGAUUCUCAACCAGAGAGUACACCAACAUCAAUCUCCUCACAUUCACAGGUCUACAUCACAUUCCUCCAUGAAUCAGCACUUACUUGGACACCACCAACAGUAAUUUAUGAAACAUUAUUAGCUAAUGCAAAUAUAACCAUAAAAUUAUGCACUUCUUCAAUAGAUACAUCAUCAGCAGGUUAUACAUGUUUUAUUAUUGUAACAUGGCAAUUGCAACCGCAAUUGCAAUAUUUUUGGAGAAUUAUAAAUUUUUUAAGCGUAGGAUCUAUACUAUCUUAUAAAGAAUUAUCUAAUUAUGAAAUUAGAUUUGAAACAAAUAGAAAUGUCGCUAUUAUUUACAAUGAUGUACUUCCACUAACUCAUUAUGGAUUUUGUAUGAUUGGUGUCAGACAAGAUAACUCAAAUUUGCAAGGGAGUUUGUAUAACAUUACGGAAGGGGCGGUUGUUAAAGGAGAUGAUUGGGGAAUUCCGCAAAUAUUGAGAGCAAAAUAUGAUGUAUUAAAUAAUAAUACAAUAUGGACUGCUGUACCAGGAGAAGAUAAUUUGGGUACAUUUUGGUACAUUAUAAGUAAUGAUAUACAUAAAAAUGAAGUCAAUAAUGGAGAUGGAUAUGAAAAUAAACAAAUAUCGAGUACUGUGCCACCAAUUAACGCAACGAUACCAACAGACACAAAAAACAUUAUAAUAAAAUAUAAAAAUCCAGUAAUAUUAUCAACAGGAUUCAUAUCAGUAUACCAAUCUGCUCUUAAUUCUACAACAAUUAAUACCGAUUUAUUAAGACAAACAUUUUCAGCAUUAUCACCUCAAUAUGUACAAUAUGUUAACGAUACAAAUAAUACAGAAGUAGAAGUAAUAAUAUUAUCAUCAACGUUUAAUCAAUUAAAUUCUAAUUAUUAUAUUAUAGUUGAUGAUAAUUUUGUUAGGAGUCAAGAUUUUAAUGAACCUUUAAUGGGUAUUGAAAGUGGUGUUUGGACGGUUAAAACUGGUUUGCCAGAAGAGCAAAAAUUUACGGAUGAUAAGAAUGUAUUGUUACGGUUGAAUGCGACGGGAACACGAUUAUUUCAAGAAUUGACAUCGUUAGAAAGGGAUGGGUUUUUUGAUAAUUUAUUGCUUUCGUUUUCACAAUCGAUCCCAGUACCAUUGGAAAGAUUACGUACAUCAAAACGAUAUCAAUUUGAAGGCAUAAGAGAUGAUUUACCGAUAUUAAUAAAAAUUCAAUUAAAAGCCACUAGAAAUAAAGAAGACAUGAAUACCGAACAAAUUCUUAAUAAUAUUGAUACUUUAGUUAGAAAUAAAUUUGUUACUAAAUUAAAUGGUCCUAGAAAUGCUACUAGUUUUUUAGAUUCUAGUUAUGGUGCGAAGGAAAUAGUAAGUGUGUGGCCUGCAUAUAGAUAUGAAAUAGCGGGAAUCAUUUGUGCUAUAUUUGUACUAUUUGUGCUGGUAUUCCUAGCUCACAAUAUUAAUCCUACGGAUCCUAAGAAUGGUAUACCUAGUAUGUCACUAUUCAAAUUUGUUGUGAUAUUUGUAGAUUUUAUUAUGGAUAUAAUCUUUUUAUUUUAUAAUGGUCGUGAUGUACAAACAUUAUAUUUACCAAGCAUUAUUUUAUUAUUAGCACCUUUAUCAAUAAAUUUUUUUAUAACAAUGUUCAUAUUUUUGAGAGAAUAUUAUAGUAACCCUUUAUUUGCUAAUUUUGCACGUGAGAAUUCAUUUUCGACAACAAUACUUCUUGUACUUGGUUAUAUUGAUUUAGUAUCACUGGAAUUAUUAAGUUCUAAUUUGGCAAAUUUUCAAAAAUUAAGUGCACCUUUUGAUGAUUUAGCCGAUAGAACCAUUUAUUUGGGUAGUUUGGCUAUCUUACUAGUGGAAGAUUUACCUCAAUUAGUGAUCCAAAUACUCUAUUUAAAAUUAGUAAUAGAUUAUAAAUUUGUGCCAUUAUUAACAUUAAUAACCUGUUCAUUAAUAAUAACAACUAAUAUAAUCGGUAGAUCAUAUGAUUGUUAUAGAAGUAUACGUGAUCAUUAUUCUUCUGAUUCGACAGAUGAUGAUUAUCAGGGCCAUAGUAGUAGGGGAAGCUAUUUAAUUGGAGUCAACGAAAUUUUUAAUAAAUGGUGGGAUAUUGGCAGUGGUAAAGAAAAAGGAAAAGGGAAGAAUAAAGAGGAACAGGAUGUUACUGAAGGAAGUGGAGUGGGUGGUAACUAUAUUGAGCCGAGUGGUACUAAUUUUGAUACUCAACCUGUUACGGCAGGUCCUAGCGGAAAUAAUAUUUCUUGGCAGGGCUGAUUGAACCUGGUUGACUUUAAAAAGUAAUGCAAUGAAAGAAUGUGAUGAAAGAAUAAGCUUUUUGGUUUUCUUAUUUGUAUAUAUAUUAUAAGAUGUAUGUAAUAUAUGUAUUUAAAUUAUUUAUUAAAAUUUACCUAAAAUAUAUGUUCUGAUAGCAAUUCAGUGAUGGAAAUUGGAUUCGCGCA